Molecule: messenger RNA, 770 nt
Organism: Antrostomus carolinensis (chuck-will's-widow)
Lineage: Eukaryota; Metazoa; Chordata; Aves; Caprimulgiformes; Caprimulgidae
Gene: CXCL12
Product: C-X-C motif chemokine ligand 12
Exons: 6
Coding region: 1-519 (172 amino acids)
Biological process (GO): immune response; chemotaxis; defense response
Cellular component (GO): extracellular region
Molecular function (GO): chemokine activity
Source: RefSeq, a predicted model, not a curated record
AUGUCGUAUAGUGCUCUCAAACCAGAUCCAGAUGAGGACUUGCAGGGCUACCUUGUCCUGGAGGGCAGGCUGGCAGUUCAAAAGACUCCGUUCUGUAUCUCUCCUGUGCAUCCACUGCGAUCUCGCAUCUCCGAGUCGCACCUCCUGGUAGGAGUAUCUCGGCUGGGAGUAAAGGUUGUCUGUAAGAAACCUGUCAGCCUGACUUACCGAUGCCCUUGUCGAUUCUACGAGAGCAACGUGGCCAGAGCCAACAUUAAGCACCUCAAAAUCCUCUCCACACCCAACUGCUCACUUCAGAUUGUUGCCAGGCUCAAGAGCAACAGCAAGCAAGUGUGCAUUGAUCCCAAGUUAAAGUGGAUCCAGGAAUAUCUGGAGAAAGCUUUAAACAAACCACGUCAUCGCACUCAUAAAAAAAAGCAACAGAAGAAACGGGGCCCACUCUGCCCUUCCCGUGCAACACCACUAAAGUCUCCAGGGAGAAAGAAUGGAGGUUCAAGAUGUAAGAGGCAAGCAUUGUAAGCCGUCUACAGGAUUUCUUACUGUAGGAGCCAGAGAGCAGAUAACCAGUAUUAGGGAAUGAAUACAUUUCACUGUUAUCAUGCAGCACAAAAGCAACGCUUCAUGCAUUUCCGAAGGGGUUUUUUUUGUUUGGGGGGAGGGGUUUUUUGUGGUUUGAUUUUUUUUUUUUUGCACAAAUUGGCUUGCUUUCACAGUGCUAUUUUUAUAGACUAAGAUGUAACUAUUUGAGAAAAAUAUGUUUUUAUACAGGU